GGAUAUCAUUUAAGAGGGAUCAUUAGCCGAGAGCAGCCCAGCUGGGUCAAGGCUGGGAGGCGGGGACACGGCUGCAAGCAGUGAAGCAAGGUGGAGGCAUGAAGACAGAAGACCAGGUUAAUAAAAGCAUGAGGUGGCUCUUAGGCAGCAGCUGGAGAAAAUUUGGACACGCUGACAGGGGAAACUACGACUGGCUAAACAGUGAACCAGGUGGGCCACUUCUGGAAACAGAGCUUCAGGGCAGACCACAGACAAGUUCAACCAAAGACGACAUAGAACCAUUUCUGUGCAUCAUACUGCCUGCCACCAUGAUGCUCUUCCUGGCAUUCCUGCUGCUCUUCCUGUACCGCCGUUGCCAGCGCCCCACUCCGCAGGGGCAGAUCUUCAGCAUCGACCUCCCCGAGGCCCUGCCUGAGCACGAUGUGUCCAAUUUCCUUUCCGUGCUGCCCUGGAACAAUGAACAGGGUUUCCACUACUCCACUCUGCUCCCUGAUGCCACAUUCCUCACUUUGUGUUUGCCUCCAUCCUACGAGGAGGCCACCAUGAAGACUUCCAUGGAUGAGGUUCAUAUUGAGCUCUCUCCAGAUCCAGUGCCUCCUUACGAAGAGAGCACGCUGCAGUCCAGCAGCGCCAAAUAAACUUCCUAUGGAAGCACCCUAGCUGAAGCAUGCGGCCCCUCAAGGCACAAACAUGGAGCUGCUAUGGCCUUUAAAAUUAGCAAAUAGAUUCCAAAUGAGGCACAAAACCAAUGAAUUAAUGAAGGAAGAAACUUGGAGCAACAGGGAAUGAGUCUCCUCACCUCAUCCUAGGAUUCUCCACCUUCCAUUUGUGGCAAGCGUACACACGCACACUGUAGCACCAAAUCGGUCCCAGACUGGUAACACGGGUAUUCCAGUUAACAAAGCGUGUCAUGCAAGGAUUAAAUUUAAUGACAGGCGGGAAUCUGUCCCCUGCAAUCCCUCAGCUACAAGGAAAUAUGAAUUAUGCUAUAGAUUCACCCGUCACAAAAAGGGCUUUUAACACAUACCUAUUCCAGUUUGGCUUUUUCUUUUUUAUGUGUUUAUUUUUAAAUUGAGUUUCUGACAAGCUGAUUUACUCAAGCUGUGUGUGUUAACAUCGCAUUCUUCUGCAGUGCUCUGGAAUUAUCACAAGAGCUCUCAGGAAAGAAAAUACAUAUCUAGCCUCUACAAAAUUUCCAGCAACUGUCCCCAAUGGUUCAAAUGUGCGCUGUGGAUAAAGGCUGUCUUUUAUCACAGUUGAACAAUCAGAACAACCAGAGAAAACCUGAUUGUUCUGGGUGAGGAAGAUUCCAGCAGCACCACAUAAGAGCAUGCUCACACCAUUUCCGCAGGCUGCUUGCCAAGGUCUGCAAGGUCCUGCCGUUCCAGACUACUGGCUUGACUUGUUUUCCAAUUUACAAGUCUACAAAAAUAAACCCUGUGACAUUAUACUCCCUUCCCCUUCGUCACUAGGGCAAAGUAAAUCUCAUUGAAGUGCAUUGGUGCCAGUGGUGUGGUUCUGUUUCAGGAGAGCUCACACGUGCGUACUUUUCCACAAUGAUGUAUGUUAUCUUUAAUUCUUUCUCACAGGAUAGCAUUUUCACUAUGCUGACAGCCACUCUUGUUAUGGAAGGUGGGUACAGCUUGACAGCCUCAAAAGUUAUGACAGCUUCUUCCUUGCAGGUGUCAGCUAUUCCGUGACAUUACAUUCAUCUGUGGCUUGCCAACAUCACAACUCCGACCUGUUAGUGUGUGCAGUCUUGGUGUAACUCCUAAACGUGAAGGCUGUCCUGACUCACAUUGUGAUUCCAGCAACCGUCAUGAGGUGUCAAUAUCAGCCAGUCCUGCUUUGUGAACGUACCACAUUCUUUAAAACAAAAAACCAAACAAGAACCAAAAAAACCCUCAAUAAUGGAAGAAGAAAUCAUCACUGUACAGAAGACAGACAGGUCACUUUUAAGCUGCAGGUAGUUAAAUUUCAUGUCUUUAUGUCAACAGUGGCACAAAUCACAUCAGCACAGUAACUAAGUAGUCCAGGUCAAAACUGAUGAUCCCCCUCAUAUAGUUCCCUUAAAACAAGGGAAAAGAUCUGCCUUUUGUAUUGCAGAAAUGGGACUGUUUUCCUGAACUACAUUUUUGAAAUUGUCACCUUUUCUAAUAUUCCCUCUUGGUCACCAAACUGUAAGAACAGCAGCAGCAGAUGUUUUGGACAAAUCCAAAUUCAGUCAACCAUUUUUAUUUUCAGACCGUGCCUGGGAUGAGUUCUUGGUAUUUGCUGAUGCAUUCGAAAGUCCUGUAUCCUUGCAUUUUGUUUAGCUCCUUAAUAUUUGGUACAUGCAGUUGUUGCCAGCUACAGGGAAAGCUGGAAAAAUACAAGAACACCAAGAAAACAUAUGCUACCUAAUCAGCAAGGUACAAAUGUUUGAGGUUCAAAUACAAAUUACUUUUGCCUCCAGUGUCUGUAUAUUCCACUAACUUCAGCAGAAUUGUACAGGUAUGCUUGAGAAUUCAGCCACCAUCAUAUUGAAUUGAGUAUAUUUUGCCUUAAAAGACCUUCUGAGUUCUGAAAUGGGUUACGCUGUUCUUCAGCACAAUUUCUUGUUUACCCUAAGCAGGGUAGCACCUGAAACCCAACCCCUGGCUCAUCAUUCUAAACUGGUCUCCAGUUACCUUAGUUGCUUAAGAUAACUUCUUGAGUCAUAUUUCUUGUUACCAAGACUGAUACAGUUCUAGAACUAGUCAAGAAUUACUAUUCUCUCCAAAAAUAGAGUGUCUCUGACAGUAUUUAUUGCAUAACUCUCAAAUUCUGCUUUAGCCAAAUAGUUUCUGUUCAUUUGCGUUGCUAUAGACAACUUAAAACAGAUACCUGCUCAAAUCCAAAUGAGCAGAAACAUCUCCAUGACUUAAAAUUUUCUUUCUAAUAGACUAAUAGCUUUUUAUUUCAUCUGGAAUUGGUAUCCCUUACCUUGUUUCAACACAGAUUUGUCUAGUCAUGCAUGUUAAUUAUCCCCAGUAGGAUUUAACCUAACCAGCAUGGUACUCUUAAAUCUCCACCCCAGAAAGAAGGUCCAGUAAAACAAAAAUGAGAACGCUUCUCAUGCAAACGUACCGAAAUUAGUCUCCAUUGCCUAGAAGCUACCUCUGACCAUAUGAGCCUGUGGUGACACACGUCAGUAACCACAGCGUUAUUGGUAUUAGCGCUACUGGUUGCAGACCAGCUAUCAGGUCCUUCGGGCAAACACUUUCUGUGUCCAAGUGGAGAGCUCACAAUCUGACAGGAGCUCAUGUCUGGCAAUACAGCAACCAUGUGUAGGGGAAAAAUCUUUCGUAUUCUCAGCUCCACUAAUCUGACAGGUGGAGGUUUAGAGCACACCAUCUAAAAGAAAGAUGUUGGAGUUGAGGCUGUAGACCAGAAGAGUGUGGAGAGACAUUAAGCUUCCAAACACAUAAAAAGUAACUGCAAACAAAGUAAAAUAAACAUCCUUCAUGCCUGCAGGGAUCUGAACUGGUAAUAGUGAGCUCGAGGUGCAGCAAGUUUAAGUCAGGAAAGGAAUUUCUAAAAGUGAAGUGCAAUCUGAAAGAACAGCGAAGCACUGGCAGCACCAUCUCUGGCCACAUUAAGUUGUUAGACAAACAUCUGUCAGGAGUGCUGAAGGAUCCUAGCUGGAGCAAGGAAUGGAUUAGAUGUCUUCUCUGGGUCCUUUCCUCUUCCUAUGCCCUAAAGCUUUAUCAAAGUAAAUUUUGUUAAUAAUUUCCAAGUUUUCUAUGAAAUCAGACGUCUGUUUCUUUGAAAAUCUGAUACUAUGAAAUUUCACGUGCAUCCAGAGAUCACUGUGACCCUGGCAUUGUACCUUAUAACCACAAGGUCCUCAUAUAUAUUUUUCUUUUUGUUUAAAUCUGAUUAAGAUUAGGACUUAUUAAAUAUUAAUGUCUUACAGAUUGUGAACUCACCAUAAUGUAAAGGGCAAUUGUAUUUCAGUUUUCCUUUAAGAAAAUACUGACAACCAUGAUGAGAUUUAUUACGUAUAUACAAUUGUUUAUACUUAUUAAGAAACUAUGGAAAAAUACAGGCCCCCUCUCAUCAAGGAGAUUGCAAAAGCUUAAAGGGUGAUCUAUGUGCUUGUUCACUCUGUAAGAGCUGCCAGAAACCCUUAAUGACAUGGGUCCAUUACUCUGCAGACUAAGGUGCAUACAGAUCUUGCACACAUGCAAAUUUCUUGCUCAAAAGACAUUUAUGGGAAAACAACACAAGUAGUUUAUACCAAAUGGUUCUACUAAAUAUGCAGCACUAUCUCCAAUAAUAAUACAGUGGUUUAAUACUAAUAGAAUAUCCUGUCUCUCUUAUUUUACCUGAAGGAAGAAAAGAUGACACAGCUCCUUGCAACCACAGCAGGAGCUCAGAAACUAACAUCUCAGAUAAAAUUGAUUCAUGCUUGUACACAGAUUGAGCAUCUGGCACCUAAUCUUUGCUGAGCUGAAAACUAACUCAUGACUCACUGGUUUGUACUUGCCAAUGAUAAAAUGUGUUUUCAAAACAGGACAGUCACUGCUUGGUCUUAUGAAGUGACCAGCCUCCAUCCUUGGUCUAAGAAAGGAAGAACAAGCAUUUCAGCACACAUAUUUCACUGGAGAGAUGCUAAUUUGUAACAAAUCUGUUGACUGGAAAUUUAGAUCCUGGCUUUAAUGAAGUGGAAUAGUUUUAAAAAUAGAAACAAACCCCAACUCCAAGUCAGAAUGUCUUCAUGAUAGUUCAGUCAUACCACAGUGGCCAAGAAAGAACUGCCCCCAAAAUAAAACAUUUGGCUUAAUCUACGCUUACAAGGAUUUUACUUGUGUUCCUAUGCAAGGAGAGCCUCCAAAUACAGGCACACAACUGUGUUUGCCAGUAUUAACUCCACUAGCAUGAACUAUAUAUGCUCUAGUAGUAAAAAAAACCCUUAUGAAUGUAAGUUUUAUCUAUAUGGGAAGUUGAGUCAGCAGUCUUAUUCUGGCUAGGAAUGUAAUUUUUUUUUUUUUUAACAAACUUCUAAGGAGGAGAAUUGCGCAAAAACAUCAAAUAAGAAUGAGCUGAAUGCUUAUGGCAAAUAAAUUAUUCGCUUACUCCUCUCUUAAAAACUGUCCAUAAGUGAAGCAGUUAGGACUUUUUAAUCAUGGAAUUUAUUAAUUUCAGUUUAAUUGUUAGUAAACAAUCAUGUUAUGUCAUAACUGCUGUUACGCAGUAGUCCUUUUCCUCAUUUGGAUGACCAGGUCUUCUGCAGAACAGGAAAGGCAUGUGAGUGUGGAGCAUAAGGGAGGUAUCCUCUGUAAUAAACACAGUGUACUGUUCUCGAUGGUACAGCUAGCAAGGCUGGGUACAGCUAAUGAAUCAAUACUGCAGCAGAUGCCAAUGAAGAGAGUAAAAACUCAUUGAAAACUCUUGUUAGAAACUCUUGGAUACUUGAAUAGGCUCACAGCAGUGUAGGUGGACAUUUGCACUUUCACAAGAUUUCUGAUAAAAAGUUAAGUAAAAAAAAAUUCCCAAUGUCUUUCACAUUUGUUGAGGGUGUGAAAGAUUCACACUUUCUUUGACUUUGGCUCCAUCAGUAGUUUUAGUUUUGACUAUUCACAAAAAUGUAACACCUAGAAGAGUUUAUUGUAUAGGAGAGUAUAAGGAAUAAAGAGCAAUCGAGAUUGUAAUACUCAGAAUUUCAGAUAAGUCAUGCCAUUAAUGUGUUAUCUUCUCCAGCCCCUUCCUUAUUAAUUUGUUCUUCCAAAGUCAAGAUGUUAUUUUUUUUAUUGAAUCCUUCCCUUACAACUUUUCAGAUAUUUCCAUCUGUGACAAAAUAAAUCUUUUGAAGCAGAA
Messenger RNA from Phalacrocorax carbo (great cormorant), 5841 nucleotides. The record is from RefSeq and is a predicted model, not a curated record. NCBI's taxonomy places the organism in Eukaryota, Metazoa, Chordata, Aves, Suliformes, Phalacrocoracidae.